Molecule: messenger RNA, 2992 nt
Organism: Sinocyclocheilus anshuiensis
Lineage: Eukaryota; Metazoa; Chordata; Actinopteri; Cypriniformes; Cyprinidae
Product: TLR4 interactor with leucine rich repeats-like
Exons: 2
Coding region: 152-2449 (765 amino acids)
Cellular component (GO): extracellular matrix
Molecular function (GO): protein binding
Source: RefSeq, a predicted model, not a curated record
CACGAUGCAUUCGUUUUAUAGGUAAUCUAAAUGUCUGUAUCCGGGCGGCAAUGCAUCUGUAAAGCUUCAAUUCCUGGCGAGGAAAAACUUGGCGAACCUGGACUGAAACAAAGGAAUGUAUUGAGUGGCUUGUUAUUUGCUCAUCACUGGAAUGGCAUACUUGUUCUAUAACUUUCUUUUGUUCGGCAGUGGAGCACUUUUAUUUUUCGCGCCUGGUUGGGCCAUUUGCCCCGAGCUAUGCGAGUGCCAGCACGCGCAGCAUAUCCUCUGCGCAAAUCGCGGUCUGCGCGUGGUGCCCAAAGCGCCGCAGGUGGAGCGCGCAGGGGACGUGCUGGUUCUCGGUCUUGCGGGAAACUUCAUUCACAACCUCAGCGCGUUCGACUUCAUGCGCUAUGGGAACCUAAUCAGGCUAAAUCUCCAGUUUAACCAAAUAAGGAAUAUACAUCCUAAAGCAUUCGAGAAACUCUCCAUGCUGGAGGAGCUUUAUCUGGGCAACAACUUAAUCUCGACAAUACAACCUGGGACUCUACAGUCGCUGAAAAAACUCACAAUAUUAUAUAGCAAUAACAACGAAAUCAAGGACUUUGUUUCCGAACCUUUUAGCCAUCUAAAUAGUUUAGUCAAACUGAGACUUGAUGGAAAUUUAAUUGAGUUUUUAAAAGAAUCCGUCUUCAAAGGACUGACCAAUUUAAUGUUCCUGCAAUUAGAAUCGAACCAGCUUCGCCAUAUUGACCGCAAUGCGUUCGCGCUGCUCAGCAAACUGCAGUUUUUAAACCUAUCAGAUAAUAAACAAACAGAACUGCGCGAUAUUUUCAUGUUUUCCCAUCUCAAGUCACUAACAACUCUUCUAAUCGCAGGCAACCAAAUAAAGCACAUUGGAAAUCACGUCUUUCAGAACUUGAAAAAGUUAACAAAACUUUCGUUGAGCCACAACAAGAUAUCAAAGCUGGACAACGAAGCGCUCAGGGGUCUCGCGCGAGUGAAAGAGUUGAAGAUUGACAGGAACGAGCUGACAGAGGUCCCUGCUGGUCUUCUAGACCCGCUGGAGCGCAUCGAGAACCUGGACUUCAGUGACAAUCACAUAUCUCGCGUGGACCCCGGUGCUUUCGGCCACCUUUCACAUCUAAAAAUCUUAAAAUUGAAAAACAACCGUCUUGUGAAUCUCUCCGGUGGAAUUUUCGCCACAAACGGCGUUUUGUUUCACGUGGAACUGAAUGGGAAUAACUGGACUUGCGACUGCCGGAUGGAGAAGUUUAGAAGUUGGAUGACGCAUGCGCAUUCUCAGGGAAAGCUGUUGACCGUGUUUGUGCGCUGCCUUCACCCCCCACAACUCCCAGCUGGGACCCCAGUGCUGGCGGGAAAAUACUUGGACUAUGUCAGCAACUCCCAGCUGGGAAAUAUGAGUGGUUACUGCGAGUCAGAACCUCAGCCAAUGGAGAGCCGUGGAGCAGUAGUGGAGUCACCGGUUCUCAAGGAGGAAAGAGAGAAGCGAGAAGGUGAAAAACAUGGAGAUGUAGGUGUCCAAGGGGAUGAGGGGGAGCAAGGGCUUGUGACAACACUAGACAGAAAGAAGAAGAGGAAACUGGUCAGCUCAAGGCCAAGACCCACAGCUGGGAAAACAGGGAAUGGCUCUUUAUCUGAUUUUCCAACGACAACGGCCACGUUCUUGACAGGCCACAACCACAGCACCUUUGCUUGGGCCCCACAGGAGCAGUUCAACCUGCCCUUACAAGACAGAGCCAAGCAUCAUGACUCAAAGAUUGAAGUGAUCACUGAUGCAUGUCAAUUCAAUCGUCACUCCAUCCUGAACGUUAGCAUGGAAGAUGUCACUUCCAGUACAGCCACAGUCCGCUGGAGCACAAUUCCUGACGUUGGACUAGUUCAUGGGAAAGAACUUCUCUUUCGGGUUUUAUUUGACCGUUUCGGCCAUGCUUUCCGCUUCCCACGCUAUGUUUACACAGAUGGAUCUGACCGGGCAGUGACCCUCCAAGAGCUCCGCCCAGACUCCACCUACAUCACCUGCGUGGAGAGCGUUGUGGGUGGAGCUUUGUGCCAGGUUGCCCCCAGAGAUCACUGCACUGGAUUUGUCACACUUUUGCCCUUGGUGACAAGUGAAGUCAAUCUACAGCUUGUCACAGUAGCAGCCCUGGCGGCCAAUGCGCUGCUCCUCCUUGUGGUGGGCGGAGUCUGGCUGGGGCGUGUGUUGAAGAGGCGGAUCAGAAGCAGGAAGUCGUCCACUCAUGCACAUGUACGUCACAUGUACUCAACCAGACAUCCAUUUCGCUCUACUGUGGCCACUACCUGUGUCUCUUCUGAAUUCAGUGGUUACCAGAGUGGCAGACAACUGGCUGAAGAAGGUGACCUCAUCCAGUUCCCCGGCGACCGCUUCUUUGACAACAGCCAUGCACGAAGAGAUGAUGAUGUCAUAAUGCUUAGAUACUCAGACUGAAAUAUAGUUUGUGUGUGAGAAAAUAAUAGACAAUUUUGGCAAAAAAUCAUUUUGGACACAAAUGAGUAACCACUGAAACGGCAAUUUUUUUCUUUUCUUUUUCAUCUUUAAAUUUAUUUUGAUUGAUUGUCUAGGCCUCAGCUGCUGGUUGGCAGAAUUGCUUGGUUUUGGAAUGAAUGUCUUUGUGUCUUUGUAGAUAAUAUAUUACUUAUUUACCCUAUAUAGAUAUACUGCAGUAUUCCAUGCAUGUAUAUCAAUCCGUGAGGUACAGCACAGGAAAAGUCUUUUGAUACAUUUUAUACGUUUCACUUUCAUGAUUGUUUUUUUUUUUUAAUAAAUACGUAGUCUUUAUUAGUAAUUGUGUAAUGGUUUCCAUGUUUUGUCUUUAUAAUUAAUUCACUUCCGACAUUCAGAAUUCUACAAUAGACCGUAGCAGGUUUAGACGCCAUAUUGAAUUUAAUACCAGAUGAAGACAGGGCUUUGAGGGAGAGAGGUUAUAUUUAUGAUAGCACAUACUGUAUAGUCAUAGUCAUAGACCAUGUA